GUUAAUAUACCCUGCCCUCAGCUGUGAUACAACCGUCUACAACUACCUCUUUGUAGAAUACAACGCGUCAGCAUGAGUGCCGCGGACAUUCUGAAACUUGCUCCUUUCGACGCAUCGAAUGCGCGGACUUACGAUGCGCUUUGUCACUGCGGCGCCGUACAGUACAAGGUCACACUGUCGCCGCCGCUAGAGCAACAGAAGAUCACCGAGUGUAACUGCUCGAUCUGUUCGCGCAACGGAUAUCUGCUUGUGUACCCGCAACGCGAGCAUGUACGGAUCACGAGCGGCCAGGAAGCACUCAAGACGUAUACUUUCGGGCCAAAGCGGAAUCUGCAUCAGUUCUGUGGUCGUUGCGGAAGCGCUGUGUUCUUUGACCCGCAAUUGCCGAAGCAGGGUCAGGAUGUUGACAUUAUGGGCAUCAAUAUCCGCAUGUUCAAGGGCAUCCAGGCGAAAGAUUAUCGGACAAUUCAAGUUGAUGGGUGGAAUGGCUGGCCCUUCAUAGAUUCAGAUUAUCUGAAAUGAGCGAUGCAGGUUGUUUCAUGGGUAACAGGUUGCGGAAGGAGUAGACCAUACCCAAGUUGAAGAGUGUUCCAAUAUCGGUGGGAAGAACAAGCUAUCGGAAGAGCAUUAUCUCCGACUCCAGAACAGUGC
Messenger RNA from Paraphaeosphaeria sporulosa, 651 nucleotides. RefSeq lists its product as uncharacterized. Lineage: Eukaryota; Fungi; Ascomycota; Dothideomycetes; Pleosporales; Didymosphaeriaceae. The transcript is spliced from 3 exons. The record is from RefSeq and is a predicted model, not a curated record. Gene Ontology annotation, molecular function: carbon-sulfur lyase activity. Bases 73 to 522 code for a protein of 149 amino acids.